UUGGAAGGUCGGCAAUUUGGUUUCAAUAUCUAGCCACAAUUGAGCGCUUAAAACGCUGUUUAUUCAGGCCACAGAUACUUCAAAUGAAAUAGACCAUCCUAGAUGCUAAAACAAACAAGUUUGCCUGAAUCUAUUUCAUGCUGAUGACAAACUAAUUGAGGAACUGGACACUUGAUGCAAGGCUGACAUGUCCACUAAAAGGGGUUUUGUUAAACUUAUGGCUUGGACAAUACCAUUUAAAAAGCGGGAAUGUUUAGAUAAGUCAACAAAGCCUCGAACCUGUGCCGAAACAAAAUCGUUCCUUGAUCACGAGUUGAGACCUCUAUAUAAUACGACUGUGCAACACCGUAUACGUUCAUUCACGGCGACCCUUGAAGGAAACACGUUGAACGACCGAGGCGUAAAACACACAGCUCCUUACUUUGCUGAUAUGCUUCCUUGUCCAUUCUCUUCAGGUCAAGUUGCUUCAGUUUGCCAGUUUCUCCAGAAUAACGGAGAGAUAGAUCGCCUUUCGCGAUUUCUAUGGUCCUUACCCGUAGAUAUAGAAAGCGACGAGAAAACUACCGAGACAAUUCUUGUCUCGAAAGCUGUUGUUCACUUCUAUCAGAACAACUUCAAGGAAUUGUACGCAAUACUCGAGAGCAACAAGUUCUCCAAAGAGAACCAUGAACGACUACAGUGUCUCUGGAGGACAGCACACUACAUCGAAGCGGAAAGGCAACGUGGCAGGCCUUUGGGAGCUGUAGGGAAAUAUCGUGUGCGAAGAAAGUACCCUCUCCCUCGGACGAUUUGGGACGGCGAGGAGACCACUUACUGCUUCAAGGAGAAAUCGAGGAACAUUCUGAACAAGGCGUACACCGACAAUCCAUAUCCCACUCCUCGUGAGAAGUAUGAGCUAGCGAAGAUGACUGAUCUCACUGUAACACAAGUCAGUAACUGGUUUAAGAACAAGAGACAACGAGUGCGCGCUGCAGAAAUGAGAAAAGGGGGUCUGGAUCAAGACGGAAUGAUGAAAAUGAAAGGACCAGGACGGUCCAUGAUGUUCAGCUAUGAUGAACUACGAUCUCACUUCCCUUACCUUAUUCCACAAGCCCCAGUCAUUCCAACGCCACAGCCUUCGGUGUCUGCAGCUUACUUUCAAGACCUUCACGUGCACGCUCAUGCACAUGCUCAGUUUCACCGUUCAUACGCGCCGCUCCAAACGUACCCAGCAUAUGUUUCGGGAAGUCCUCAUCCAUGUACCAGCACGUGCACCAGUAACCAUACACAAGUUACUCCUCUGAGUUUGUCUUCACAGACAAGUGCUUUUGAACCGAUCUAUUCUAGUCGGCUUGCAUUGGACAACUUGUAAUCGCGAAUUAUGUUUGAAAAUUUAAUUGAAUAACUUUUUAGCGUUUUCUUUUGUUUUGUUUGUAUUUUUCAGUCACAUUAAUCUCCUGAAUUAGCUAUACAUUGUACAGAGAUUAUAACUAAAAAGGAAAAACUAUUUUCCGACCAAGUAGAAAG
This is a messenger RNA of Pocillopora damicornis (cauliflower coral), 1506 nucleotides long. RefSeq names its product homeobox protein SIX6. Gene Ontology annotation, cellular component: transcription regulator complex; nucleus. The record is from RefSeq and is a predicted model, not a curated record. Gene Ontology annotation, molecular function: RNA polymerase II cis-regulatory region sequence-specific DNA binding; DNA-binding transcription factor activity, RNA polymerase II-specific. NCBI's taxonomy places the organism in Eukaryota, Metazoa, Cnidaria, Anthozoa, Scleractinia, Pocilloporidae. Gene Ontology annotation, biological process: regulation of transcription by RNA polymerase II.